CCGCAAUAGUGAGUAAUAUGGCGAAGACUUACGAUUACUUGUUUAAACUACUAUUAAUUGGGGAUUCUGGAGUCGGGAAGACCUGUGUGCUGUUCAGAUUUUCAGAAGAUGCCUUUAACUCAACAUUCAUCUCAACUAUAGGUAUUGACUUUAAAAUUAGAACAAUAGAACUAGACGGAAAGAAGAUUAAGUUACAGAUAUGGGACACAGCAGGCCAGGAGCGAUUUCGAACAAUCACAACUGCAUACUACAGAGGAGCCAUGGGGAUCAUGUUGGUGUAUGAUAUUACCAAUGAGAAGUCCUUUGACAACAUCAAAAACUGGAUAAGGAAUAUAGAAGAGCAUGCAUCAGCCGAUGUGGAGAAGAUGGUUCUUGGCAACAAAUGUGAUGUCAAUGACAAACGGCAGGUGUCCAAAGACAGAGGCGAAAAGCUGGCCUUGGAGUAUGGAAUCAAGUUUAUGGAGACCAGCGCAAAGGCCAACAUCAACGUGGAGAAUGCCUUCAUGACACUUGCAAGAGAUAUCAAAGCAAAAAUGGACAAGAAAUUGGAGGGCAACAGCCCCCAGGGCAGCAGUCAAGGGGUGAAGAUCACCACAGAGCAGCAGAAGAAGAGCAGUUUUUUCCGCUGUGUCCUACUGUGAGGUCUGUGGCCUUACUGUCCACCCUGUGGCUGGACAUAACUGGACUGUGCUAGCUCAGAGUGCUCUCUUUCUCCCUCUCUUCUGCUUCUUUUCCACCAGUCUGCAUCCCUGCAUCAUGGCUGACAAAUAACACGCACCCCCUCCCCCCGGCGCCCAGUUCCACCUCAGUUUCCAAGUAGGUUGUUGGCCAAUUUUUCAGUUCUUGGACGAUCAAGGUUGAGGGUCAGAGGGAGGAAGCUUGAAAAUCUCAAAUUGCGUACAUGUCUGAUUCUUUUCUAAACUUGGAGCAUGAUUCCCAGUUCUCUGAUUUAAUGUCACCCUUUUUCAUCUCUUCAGAGACCAUGUAAGAGGGCAGUGCAUUUGGCCUUUGGUCAGAAGGCAGUGUUUUCCCUGGACCCACUGCUGUCAGUGUUAGCCCUUAGCCUUUAACCCUUGAAUUUUACCCUUAAUAGGAUUGAUUUAACCAUUGAAAGCAUGGCUUGAAUUUGGCCAAGCUAUUACUUGCUUGGUUGUUUUUGGUGGAUGGAAGGCUGCCUGUUUUUCAGGGGGCUGAAUAACAUUGAGCCAAGACUGGUGUUCAUCUCAGUAAUUACUUUCAGUUCAUCUGUUUUGAAGAUAGUAUUUAUUCCAAAUUAGUAAAUUGAGCCUAAAUUCAGGCUUAUUAUAUUGUUUUCUAUAAUUACAUUCCUUGACAAUCAUCUUAGGGCCUCCUACAGUGUCCUUUCUCAUAGGCAGUUGCUACUCUCCUUUAACAUGCAAUUCACAAUGGUUAUUUGGUGUAAUACCUUGAUAUAAAGUACCCCUAUCUCUCUUGUGACCUGAAUUUAUGCCUGCCCCCCAACAUACUUGAAAGUUGCCAUCUUAUUUUUGAUACUAGGUCCACAUUCUGUACUAUGAUUGAAUUUUGUGUUUGUUGCAUUUUUUCACUGCAAACAGUUCUAGAUUGAACAGAAUCAGUCCCCAUGAUUCUUUUCCAGGGUGGAUUAACAUACUUUCUGAGAAAUGUUGUUUAAAAAGGCACACAUCAGAAUUCUCCAGUGUCGCUUCUUCAUACUUAGCCUUUAUUACUAAAGAUUCUCUGUCUUUCUUCUGUUUGUUGCUUGGUGACUUCUUACAAGCAUCAGAUUUGCAAUAAUAAACCAGAAACAAAGAUUUGUCACAUGUCAGCACCUUCCCCCAUCAGCUUGUUUUCCCAGAGUUCAACAUUCAGCAUAACUAUUCUGAAGAUUGCAGAGCUUGAUUGGGCGGCUGUAUGUUGAUGACCACUUUAAUGCACAUUUCCUUAAAUGACAGCAACAUUUUUCCUGGUCUCUUAAUCUUACCUCAUUUGUCCUGCACUUCCUCUUACCAGCACUUCAGCUCCUCUCUGUGGAUUUUAGUUGGUGCCAAGUGGUAGCUUCACAGUGUAAAAAGACUUCAUAUUGUGCUUUAAUUGAAUAUAGUUAAAAUAAGUCUCAACACUUCUGAUAAUUCAUAGAUAGCAUCCUAUAACUAGUUAAUAUUUUUAUAAGGUCCAUUUCACCAUUUAAACUGUCUUUCUUGUGUAAUUUGCUGUAUGUGUUUGUUUAUACUUCUGCUGUUUGACUGACCACUUAAGAGAUGCAGUCUUUUUCAUGGCAUUGUAAGAAGCAAGGCUGUAAAUGCAAAAGUGCAAAUCAGAAAAUAUCCCAGCCAUAGAAAACCAAAAAGCACCAAGAAGAGUAUAUUUUUUAAAAAGAAUAAAUUUAAAAACAUUGUUGCCCUUUCAAAAUGUAUCCUGAUGCAUACCUGGUUUGUUAAUUCCCUUCUUUCAUCUCAAGCUCUUGUCUUGUUUCUGUAUGGUGAUGCGUGUGUAUAUUCUGUACCCCGGUGCUGUUGAGUUUCACUUUGCAUUGAGUGUUGCACUGUGUGUCUAAUCUUGUGCCAGGACUAAUUCCCCUUCAGUGCUGUGUUCCGUCUCUGUGGCAGUGUAUUAGUAUUUAUUUGGUUUCCCCCUGGAAGUGUGCAUGAUGUGUUAUCACCAAAUGAUUACUAGCACAAGAUACAUUAAACAUUUAAAGGGCAAACCAUUAUGCCAUUUUUAAUGUUGCACAAAAGCAUUGGUAUUUACAUUAAUCUUAAUUAUUACAGCAAUGGGGUGAACAUGUAAAUAUCAGAAUUAUUACAAAAUUAUUCACAAAAGAGAGCUUUCAAGAAAUCUGUGUUCACAUCUGGGCACGUGGUAUUACAAAUCACUCUAAGUAAAUAACUCUCUCUGUCUGCAUUCCAAAGCUGCUGCUAAUGCAAAACAGCAGUUGUCAGUACUUACCUGGAGUGUCCAGAUGCUGCUGGCUUUAGAUGGUCAUAAAUGGUAUAAUUUUACAAAAUUGAUUCACUCACUAGUAUUAAACAUUCUUUAUCAGUUGUGUUCUCUGUUGGGUAGUGUAAGUAGAUGUGGUCAAGGUUACCUAAAAAUGUUGACUUGUUUUCUCAUUACAUCAGUGUAAAGGUACUACUGUUUUGGAACAGAAAACAUUUUCAGUACUAAUGUAAUUACUUUUUUGGCUUUAAAAUUGGUGUGAGUCAGAACCUUGUUUAAGAUCUCGGAGGUAACUUACUGGCACUGGACUGUUCCAGGAGAGGACUUUUAUCAUAAUCCACAAUAUAUGAGACCAAUGCCUGACCUACUGUCAGGCUGUUUAUUGUCAAUUGUGUGUCUAAGCAAGAUUAGGGAAAAAAAAGCAUAUUGGGUGUUAAAUGUCACAGGUAGUUGAAGUUUCUGUGUGGUCAAUAACAGGUCAGACAACUUGAGCAGACAUGAGAUCAAGACAGUAUCAGUGACUGCAGGUGUCAACAGAUGUGUACCAUUGUGAAGAAAACGUGGCACAAUAUUUUUUAAAAAAGCUUACACAUCAGAACUUAAAAGUGCCCUUGUAAAUGCCUGCUGUUGCGAUGCACUUUUCUCGCUUUAUCCAUGAACAAGAUUUAGAGGAGGAUAUUGUAAAUGUGUCAUUUAAUAAGUUCAGUUUGUUUCCAGUUUUUGGUUCACUGUCAUGUUUCCUCUUCCUGCUGAAACUACUGUUACUCACAGCAAUACAUUUAUCUUAAUUCCACGUGAUACUUGAUCUCAUGAGAACUAUGCAUCAUGAAACAGUUGUAGACCUCUGCAUUUUGUACAUAGAAAUGAGAAAAAAAAAUUGCUGUGGACAUCGCAGACAUGGUCAUUCAAGUAAAAAAAAAAAAUAAUAAUAAAAAAAAACAUUCCGCUGUUUGCACCUUUCUCAUUCCCUGUGCAUUUUUAUUUCUUAAUAUGGAAUUCAGUGGAACUGUCAGCAACUGACUGUAUAAACUAACUUGUUUGAAUUAAAGGAAGAAAUGAAGACACUCUUUCCUGUCUUUGUUCACUAGUAUUCAGUCAAGUUGAGUUGAAGUCAGACUGGAAUUGUAGUUUCUGUUGAUAUUGAAGUGGGUUCCAGUUCAAAGAUCUUUCAGGCAUUGGUCUGGCAACAGUCUCUGGCAGACCAUAGUGAUACCAUGCAUUACAUCAGUUUAACUGACAAACCUUGAAACAUGCAAAAUGAUGUGUUUCACACCCUGCAAAGUUCAUGACAUGUUUCCACAACAUGCAGGCUGAAAAGGACCUGGCAGAAAGGUCUGUUUUUAUAUUGGGUUUUUUUUUUGGUUUGUUUUCUUUUUCUCUAUGCAUUUCUUCACAAAGCUGCUUCUACUUUUUAUUUUUGUCUUUUUUGUUGAAGUGACUUUUCUUUAAUGCAUGUCAUUAGUAAUUCUUGUUCAUGACCAUACUUUUCAUUGUGUUGAUUGUGGGUUGGGGGGAUUUUGA
Messenger RNA from Megalops cyprinoides (Indo-Pacific tarpon), 4440 nucleotides. RefSeq names its product ras-related protein Rab-8A. The transcript has 8 exons. NCBI's taxonomy places the organism in Eukaryota, Metazoa, Chordata, Actinopteri, Elopiformes, Megalopidae. Gene Ontology annotation, cellular component: plasma membrane; synaptic vesicle; trans-Golgi network transport vesicle. Gene Ontology annotation, molecular function: GTPase activity; GTP binding. The record is from RefSeq and is a predicted model, not a curated record. Gene Ontology annotation, biological process: protein secretion; regulation of exocytosis; Golgi vesicle fusion to target membrane. Bases 18 to 641 code for a protein of 207 amino acids.